Molecule: messenger RNA, 2337 nt
Organism: [Torrubiella] hemipterigena
Lineage: Eukaryota; Fungi; Ascomycota; Sordariomycetes; Hypocreales; Clavicipitaceae
Source: the annotation of a GenBank genome assembly
GGCCGUUUAGCGGGUGGGCUGCCCCGGACUCGGCUAUUCACGGUGGCCGACGCUUUUGGGCGUGCAAUGCCGACUGAAUGCGCCUAAGCCGGGCUACACUGGCUUGCUAUGCCGCGUUUCUCGACUUUUACCCCAACAUGCCAUCUGGAUAACCUGGUUGGCUUAGCGAAAUAAAAUACUUGGUCCAUUCACAAAUACAAUUCUCUUCUGCUUCCCCCUCUACUUCCUUACCCUCCUUUCCUUUCGCUCUCCCCUUCACAAACGCGGACUCCCUCGUCACCAUAACAACAUACCUGCCCGCCAUGUUUCUGUCUCGAGGUUCCCGGGCUCUGCGUACCUCCAUGGCCAUGAGCCGCGUUGCCAUGGGAAGAACGCAACCCGCCGCAGUUCCCAGAUGGUUCUCUGAGUCUAGAAGACUCUGUGCUGUCAAGCCUGUCGUCUUGGCUGAUAUUGGUGAAGGUAUUGUGGAAUGCGAGGUUAUUCAGUGGUUUGUCGAGCCCGGAGCUCAGGUCGAAGAGUUCUCUCCUCUCUGCGAGGUGCAGAGUGACAAGGCCUCUGUCGAAAUCACCAGCCGUUUUGCCGGUACCGUCAAGAAGCUGUACUACGAGGCGGGCGAGAUGGCCAAGGUGGGCAAGCCCUUUGUCGACAUUGAUAUUCAGGCCGACACCAACGAUGCUCCCGCUCCCGUCGAAGAAGCCAAGCCUGCUGCUCCCAGUGUGCCUGUCGAGGAGACUCCCGUUCCCGCUGCUGCUGCUGUCGCAGCUGCUGUCGAGACUCCCAAGCCCAAGGGCACCCAUGCUUCCGUGGCUACGCCCGCCGUCCGCCACAUGUCCAAGGAGCACAAUGUCGACAUCAACGAGAUUGAAGGCACCGGCAAGGGCGGCAGAGUGCUCAAGGAGGAUAUCCUGCGCUUUAUUCAGAACAAGGGAGCUAAGCCUGCUGCCGCUGCUCCUGGCACUGGUGCUCCCGCCGCUUCCGCUCUGCCCACCGACACAGCUGUCCAGGUUGAGACUCGCCAGCCAUUGACCAUGAUGCAGCAGGGCAUGUUCAAGUCCAUGAGCCGCUCCCUUACUAUCCCUCACUUCCUCUACGCCGACGAGAUUGACUUUUCUGAUCUUGUUCACCUCCGCACCCGCCUCAACAAGGUCCUCGCCAAGAGCCCCGCCCCCGGCAGCCAGCUCUCCAAGAUCUCUUACCUCCCCUUCAUCAUCAAGGCUGUUUCUUUGGCCCUCUACCAGUUCCCUAUCCUCAAUGCUCGUGUCGAGAUUGACGCUGAGACCAACAAGCCUGGUCUGGUCAUGAGAUCCCAGCACAACAUUGGUAUUGCCAUGGACUCGCCUUCUGGCCUUGUCGUCCCCGUCAUCAAGAAUGUUGGCUCGCUCAACAUUGUCACCAUUGCCGAAGAGCUUAACCGUCUCCAGGGUCUCGCUAUGCAAGGCAAGCUUGCACCUUCGGACAUGACUGGUGGCACCAUUACCGUGUCCAACAUUGGCAACAUUGGCGGAACGUACUUGAGCCCCGUUAUUGUUGAGCGUGAGGUCGCUAUCCUUGGCAUUGGCCGCAUGCGUACCGUCCCUGCCUUUGAUGAGAACGAUGAGAUUGUCAAGAAGCAAAUCUGCAACUUCAGCUGGAGUGCUGACCACCGUGUUGUCGACGGCGCCACCAUGGCCCGCGCAGCCGACGUUGUCCGUACCAUUGUCGAAGAGCCCGAUGUCAUGGUCAUGCACCUCCGAUAAAUUAUGACAACGCUGCAAAAUCACGAUGACGACAAUCUAACGUCUUGCAUACAAUUGCAUCCCGUCGGGAACGUGUGCGAUUGAGGAAUGCCAACCUCUUGCCUACGGCCUGAUCUCUCUUUACGCACCCCCUCCAUUUACCUCUGCCUAUGAUUUCUGUAUGCAUUUAGAAUUCAUGCCUUGUCCUUCACUGGACUCCUCUUUUAGGCAUGCAGCCUUGCUUACACCGGUCGACGACGCCAGCAAACACCAUGCAAGCUCCCGCAGCUGCAUCACCCCUGUCGUCUAUGAGCCAUUGCUCCUCUUGCCCCAGCACUGGUGGAAAAGGAUGCAUUUUUCUCUCCAAGAGCCGCGAAUUGCAACGCUGCUCAUCAACUGCCGAAUCUUUUUUCAUGGAGCUUUCUCAUUACCAUCUCAUUCUGUCACCAAGUCCAGCAUCCAUGUGCCCUGCCUGCUACCGUGAUGAUUGCCGUCACAUUUGUAUAUAUUUGACCGCUUGCUACACGCAAUCGGGAGCGAAGGCGGCAGUAAAGGGGUUUUGUUUUCUAUAUAUAAAAGUUAUACAUAGCUAUUUUUUGAAAUAAAAAAAUUAUAAAAUAAU